CUCCAAGUCCAUUCUACCAGCUUACAUCCAACCCACCCAGCACAACCAUGACCGUCCCCCAACCCCAAGCCCAUGCCCCCAACACCCUCCGCCCUCCCAACCGCUUCAUCACAGAACACACCCCCGCCGGCCUCGCCAUCUUCAACUCCGACAUCCCCCCAACCACUCCCGCCCAAACCAUCCCCACAGGCGACACCUUAUACCUCAACUACGCCACCAACCAAUUCCCCCUCGACCUUCACCAAGACCUACCAACCUAUCAACACUUCAUGACCAAUCCCCCAGGAUUUACCAUCCCCGGCGGCACAGUGCUUUGUACUAUAGACUUGGCUCCUGGGAGUACCAGCCCGUUGCACCGCACGCGGUCACUGGACUAUGCCGUUGUGGUUGAAGGAAGUGUGGAGUUGAAGCUGGAUAGUGGGGAAGUGAGGACGCUGCAGCGUGGGGAUGUUGUUGUUCAGCGGGGGACGAAGCAUCAGUGGCGGAAUGUUAGUGAGGUGCAGUGGGCGAGGGUUCUUUUUGUGGUGCAGGAGUCGAAGGCUGUGGUGGUUAAUGGGGAGGUGUUGGGGGAGGAGGUUGAGGGUUAGGGUGGGUGGUGAUUAGGUAUCGAAUUUCUAGGGCUGUUGAGCCUAGUUUGUGUCGACAAAGAAUAGAUAACCUCAAUCAUCUGAAAGAAAGAAGCUACCGUUAGCAAUAGUACUUCAUGAUGGUAACAAUAUGAUCGAUGUGAUAUAUAUACGAGAGGGGAUAUUUAGAGAAC
This is a messenger RNA of Aspergillus sclerotioniger CBS 115572, 760 nucleotides long. Its product is annotated as cupin domain-containing protein. The coding region runs from base 48 to 587 and encodes 179 amino acids. NCBI's taxonomy places the organism in Eukaryota, Fungi, Ascomycota, Eurotiomycetes, Eurotiales, Aspergillaceae. The record is from RefSeq and is a predicted model, not a curated record. The transcript has a single exon.